Folsomia candida is the source of this 1832-nucleotide messenger RNA. RefSeq names its product endoglucanase E-4. The coding region runs from base 319 to 1716 and encodes 465 amino acids. The record is from RefSeq and is a predicted model, not a curated record. The transcript has 9 exons. Gene Ontology annotation, molecular function: hydrolase activity, hydrolyzing O-glycosyl compounds. Gene Ontology annotation, biological process: carbohydrate metabolic process. NCBI's taxonomy places the organism in Eukaryota, Metazoa, Arthropoda, Collembola, Entomobryomorpha, Isotomidae.
UGCCGCCGCCCAUAGUGGCACCGGUGUUGACUUGUGGUACAGAUAUUAUAUUUGAAUUUGCAUCAUAGACUCAUGCACGACAGAGUCGAGUCGGUUAUCCAACUUUUGGAUAAGGUAUUCAUCCAAACCCAAUCUGAAUUUGUGUAUUUUUUAAGUGAAAAAUUCUGUUUCGUUUCGGUUGGAGGUUGCCAUGUAAUAUGCAGACUCAUUAUGCUAGCUGAGGCGUAAAUCAACACUGAACUUAUCGCAUCUAUUCAGAAUGCCACGUUGGCCUAAUUGCACUUACCACACGUAUAUAAAGCCGAGUAUACAUACGGGAUGCUCCAUCGUAACUUGCUCUUGCUCCGGAGAACCAGAAUGACCUCAUUUUCGACAUUUUCCAUAAUCCUGGCUGCAUUUUGCAGCGUUCAAAGUCAAAACUAUCGCCAGGUGUUGGAAAAGUCGCUGCUCUUUUAUGAAGGACAGCGGAGUGGAAGACUUCCCGCAAAUAAUCGGAUCCCUUGGAGGGGAGAUUCCAUGUUGGAGGAUGGCGAUGGUGACGUAGAUUUGACUGGGGGAUAUUUCGACGCUGGAGACCACGUAAAGUUCAAUUUCCCCCAGGCCUGGGCCCUCUCGACGAUUGCGAUGGGCGGACUAGAUUUUAAAGAGGGAUUUAUCGCCUCGGGUCAACUUAACAAUCUUCUGGAGGCGUAUAAAUGGGGAGCAGAUUAUUAUCUGAAGUGUCACACGGGUGAGACGGAGUUAUUCGUGCAGGUCGGCAACGCCACGGCAGACCAUAACUCGUGGGACAUUCCUGAACGGUGGACAGAUCCUCGACCAGCAUAUAAAAUUACGGCAGAAAGGCCAGGUAGUGACAUCGCUGGUGAAACGUCAGCCCUCUUCUCUGCCGGAACUCUCCUCUUUCAAACGGUGAACGAUACAUACGCCUCCAUCUUGUUAGACCAUGCCAAAUCCUUAUACACAUUUGCGAACCAAUACAGAGGAAAGUAUAGUGACAGCGUGCCAGAAGCUACACCAUUCUAUACAUCUUGGGCCUUUGAGGAUGAAAUCGCUUGGGCGGCAGCUUGGCUCUAUAGAGCAUCCGGGGAAGAACGAUAUCUCCUUGAGGCGGAAGCUCUAUACGCGGAAUUUAAUCUGCAAUAUGUGAACGACUUCAGUUGGGAUGGGAAAGCUUCAGGCGUCGAUAUCUUACUGUACCAAACAACUGGGAGGGCGGAAUACGGCCAAAAACUAAUUUCCUACUGUGACUGGGUGGUCGAUCAAGCUCCCAGAACUCCUAAAGGGCUCCUUUUCCUGAGUGAAUGGGGUUCCCUCCGGGCCGCUUCGAAUUCCUUGUUCGUCUGCGUUCAGGCGGGGAAGCUUGGUCUGAAUACGGAAAAGUACUUCAAUUUUGCCAAGACACAGAUCGAUCUGAUGCUCGGGGAUUGGGGAAGAUCCUUCGUCGUAGGGUAUGGAACUAACCCACCGACCCGCUACCAUCAUCGAGCAGCGUCAUGUCCGAGUCCACCAGUGCCAUGCGGGUGGUCCGAGUUUGACAACAUUAAUCCGAAUCCGCACGUUUUGAAUGGUGCCCUUGUGGGUGGGCCUGGUCCAAAUGAUGAAUACAUCGAUGUCCGUAACGACGCUGUGAGGAACGAGGUGGCGGUGGAUUACAAUGCCGGAUUUCAGGGAGUUGUUGCCAGCCUGGAAGAAUAUUUUGGAUCGGGGAAGAAAUAAAUUUGAUGAUUAAAUAUCUUUAGGGAAGGUUUACUAGUUGAUAAAAAUUUUGGAUUGGAAUCGAUUGAUAAAUGCUAAUAAAUAGUUACAGUUAUCACGCAGCUUUACAUAUUUUA